AUGUCCUCUGACGCCACCGAUACCACUGCGCCCCAGUCGCAGUUCCAGAAGAUCGGCGAUCUAGUCGAGCAAAAUGAGGACACCGGGGUUAUGAGCGUGGAGAGUCUCUGCAUGAACUGCCACGAAACCGGAACGACCCGUCUGUUGCUUUUGAAAGUCCCCUUCUUCCGCGAUGUCAUCCUCGAGUCCUUCGAGUGCCCACACUGCCAUUUCAAAGACAAUUCCGUCAAGUCGGCUGGUCAGAUCCAGGAGAAGGGAAGCAAGUACACGUUGGACGUGGAGAACGAGGACGAUCUCCAGCGCCAGGUGAUUCGCAGUGAUGUGUCCAUUUUCAAGGUGGAAUCGCUGGGUAUUGAGAUGCCCAAGGGCGAGAGCCAGCUCACUAACAUCGAGGGUGUCAUAAUGCGCAUCCACGAGUCGCUGGCAAGCGAGCAGCCCCUUCGCAAAGUGCAGGCCCCCGAACUCCACGACGCUCUCGAGCCGAUCAUCCAGAAAUUGAAGGCUAUCCUGGAUCGCAGCGGUUUCCCUUUCACUGUCUCCCUCGACGACCCGACGGGUAACUCUUGGAUCGCGCCCAAUACAACCGACCGUGGCAGGAAGUACCGCCGUACUGAAUACCCUCGUACCGCCGAGCAGAACGAAGAGCUGGGUCUCGCUUCCGACCCCGAAACCGGCAAACAUGAAGGAGUCCCAAUGGCCGAGACCGAGCUUGAUGAGUCCGAAAUCGUUGAUGGACAAGUCUACACUCUCCCCGCGCACUGUCCAGCCUGCACCAAGCCCUGUGUGGUCAACAUGAAAAAGGUCCACAUUCCAUAUUUCAAAGAAGUUUUCAUCUGGUCGACCGUAUGCGACGGAACCCUUAUCGACGGCCAAACGGGUCAAGGCGAAGGUGGAGGCUGCGGAUACAAGAGCAACGAAGUUAAGACCGGUGGCGAAAUCCCAGAGAAGGGCAGGCGGAUCACUCUCAAGGUGGAGAACAUCGUCGAUCUGUCUCGAGACAUCCUCAAGUCCGACACCUGCGCGCUGUCCAGCCAGGAACUCGAGCUCGAAGUGCAACCGGGAACUCUGGGUGGUCGCUUCACUACAGUAGAGGGUCUCCUAACUGAGAUUAAGGAGCAAUUGUCCUCGAAUCUCUAUGAUAUCGAAGAUGUGGGCCACGCCGGCGGUGACAGCAUGGCCAGUUCCGAGAAGCAGAAGUGGGACCGCUUCUUCGCCAACCUGGACUCCGCUAUCUCGGGCGAGUUGAAAUUCACCAUCACUCUUCAAGAUCCCUUGGCGAACAGCUACGUCCAGGAUCUGUGUGCGCCUGCGGCGGAUCCGCAGAUCACGACUGAGGAGUACACCCGCACCGACGAGGAGGAGGAUGACCUUGGCUUGAAGGACAUGAAGACUGAAGGGUACGAGGAGGAGGAGCAAAAGUCAUGA
This is a messenger RNA of Penicillium riverlandense, 1425 nucleotides long. It is a transcript of the gene zpr1, whose product is annotated as zinc finger-containing protein ZPR1. Gene Ontology annotation, cellular component: nucleus; cytoplasm. Bases 1 to 1425 code for a protein of 474 amino acids. Lineage: Eukaryota; Fungi; Ascomycota; Eurotiomycetes; Eurotiales; Aspergillaceae. The record is from RefSeq and is a predicted model, not a curated record. Gene Ontology annotation, molecular function: zinc ion binding. The transcript has 3 exons.